AUGGCAUGCAACUCACUCCAUCCGUGCUCGUUGUGCUUGGUGGAAAAGGAGCGAUUGGAUGAGAUGACAUUUGAGUUGACUCAACAGCCUCCUGAUAAGAAGCGCCUGGAUGAACAGGAGGACACCACUGUCGUCGGAAAUGUCACGGCUCAGAAGGAAUCCGCGACAACCCAAAAGAAGCAGGAAGACUCCAUUUUCCUCAGAACUGUCAAGGGUCAGAAGGACGCUUACAAGGAGAUGGACUCCGCGAAAACCAAAAAGAAGCUGAAGGCGGUGAAGAAGAAGUCUUCUACGCACUUCGUGAAGAACGGAAGAUUCUUCUGGAGUGAGUUUUUCCGCGCCCUACUUCCUGAUGUUACUCCCCUCCUUGCUUCCUUUCCGCGCCCUGCUUCAUGCUACUCCCCUCCGUGCUUUCUUUCCCCUCCCUGCUUCAUGCUACUCCCCUCCGUGCUUUCUUUCCCCUCCCUGCUUCAUGUGACUCCCCUCCGUGCUUGCUUUCCCCUCCCUGCUUCAUGCUACUCCCCUCCAUGCUUUCUUUCCCCUCCCUGCUUCAUGCUACUCCCCUCCGUGCUUGCUUUCCCCUCCCUGCUUCAUGCUACUCCCCUCCGUGCCUGCUUUCCCCUCCCUGCUUCAUGCUACUCUCCUCCGUGCAUGCAUCCCCCUCCCUGCUUCAUGCUACUCCCCUCCGUGCUUUCUUUCCCCUCCCUGCUUCAUGUGACUCCCCUCCGUGCUUGCUUUCCCCUCCCUGCUUCAUGCUACUCCCCUCCGUGCUUGCUUUCCGCGCCCUGCUUCAUGCUACUCCCCUCCGUGCUUGCUUUCCCCUCCCUGCUUCAUGUGACUCCCCUCCGUGCUUGCUCCCCCCUCCCUGCUUCGUGCUACUCCCCUCCGUGCUUGCUUUCCGCGCCCUGCUUCAUGCUACUCCCCUCCGUGCUUGCUUUCCCCUCCCUGCUUCAUGCUACUCCCCUCCGUGCCUGCUUUCCCCUCCCUGCUUCAUGCUACUCCCCUCCGUGCCUGCUUUCCCCUCCCUGCUUCAUGCGACUCCCCUCCGUGCUUUCUUUCCCCUCCCUGCUUCAUGCUACUCCCCUCCGUGCCUGCUUUCCCCUCCCUGCUUCAUGCUACUCCCCUCCGUGCCUGCUUUCCCCUCCCUGCUUCAUGCUACUCCCCUCCGUGCCUGCUUUCCCCUCCCUGCUUCAUACUACUCCCCUCCGUGCCUGCUUUCCCCUCCCUGCGUCCUGCUACUCCCCUCCGUGCCUGCUUUCCCCUCCCUGCUUCAUGCUACCCCCCUCCGUGCCUGCUUUCCCCUCCCUGCUUCAUGCUACUCCCCUCCGUGCCUGCUUUCCCCUCCCUGCUUCAUGCUACUCCCCUCCGUGCCUGCUUUCCCCUCCCUGCUUCAUGCUACUCCCCUCCGUGCCUGCUCUCCCCUCCCUGCUUCAUGCUACUCCCCUCCGUGCCUGCUCUCCCCUCCCUGCUUCAUGCUACUCCCCUCCGUGCCUGCUUUCCCCUCCCUGCUUCAUGCUACUCCCCUCCGUGCCUGCUUUCCCCUCCCUGCUUCCUGCUACUCCCCUCCGUGCCUGCUUUCCCCUCCCUGCUUCGUGCGACUCCCCUCUGUGCUUGCUUUCCGCGCCCUGCUGA
Closterium sp. Yama58-4 is the source of this 1632-nucleotide messenger RNA. Lineage: Eukaryota; Viridiplantae; Streptophyta; Zygnematophyceae; Desmidiales; Closteriaceae. The record is from the annotation of a GenBank genome assembly.